This is a messenger RNA of Seminavis robusta, 1335 nucleotides long. The record is from the annotation of a GenBank genome assembly. NCBI's taxonomy places the organism in Eukaryota, Bacillariophyta, Bacillariophyceae, Naviculales, Naviculaceae.
AUGAUGCAACGACCCAACAUGAGCAAUAAUACCAAUGGCACCAAGUAUUCUCCGUUAUCCGUAGAGCCAUCCUCGGAAUUGGAUUUGGAGUCGGGGUCCAAUAAUAAUGAUACUAGUCGUCACUCCCCUGAGCAGCAAGGUCAAUCGCAGUUAUCCGCUACCAUCAACUUGUCCAAGUGCAUUUGUGGAGCUGGAUCCUUUGCUCUGCCUCAUGUCUUUUUGGAAGAAGGCGUGUUGGGAGGAACUCUGGCACUCACAUUAUGUGGUGGCCUGGCGGCCUACACCAUGGCGAGUCUGGCACGCUCCAAGUGGCAAUGCCACGGUGUGUCGUCGAGUAGUUAUGUGGAACUGGCAGAAGCUGCCUUGGGCAAGAGAGCGGGACAAACCGUCUUUGUACUCACAUUGAGUGCUUCCAUGGGAGUGUGUAGUACCUACUUGGUCUUUAUUGGAGAGACAUUAGAGUCACUAUCGUGUGAUAAUACUCAAUCCAAUAAGAAUCUGAUACGGACGUUUCUACCGGACAUUCCAGCAUCGACGUGGGAAGUGGGCACGGCCUUGUUGGUCUUUCCACUGUGUCUGCUACGAUCGUAUCGUGUGUUUGCAUUCACCAGUGCGUUGGGAGUUGGUGCCGUCAUGGGGGGGAUCUUGGUGACACUGGCAUCGGGGAUAUGGGUCGAGCCGGGUAUUGGCGUGGCGCUGGAACAGAUCUGGGACAUGCCACUGUGGCCCGAUUCUCUCGCCAAAGCAUUUGGGUCUUCCUUUGGCACGAUUGCCUAUCUCUUCUGUAUCAACUUUUUAACCUUUCCCAUUCUCAAUAGCAUGGCCAAUCCAAAGGAAGAAUACGCAAGUGCUGUCAAUACGGCCGUGGCCGGAGUCUGGCUGGUAAAUGUCGUCUUUGCCAUUCUCUGUUUGGGAUUCUAUGGUCACAAUACCCAAGAUUUGGUUCUGGGAAAUCUCAGCAAUGGACCAUACCUAUCGGCAUUGAAGCUCUUGCUCUGUGUAGACUUGCUCUUUACUUUCCCUAUCGUCUUUUUGGGAGGACGGCAAAUCUUGGAGGCGGCACUCUUGCCCCCCAGCCACAACUGGCGGACUGCCAUGGUCGCUACCGCCGUGGCGUGCUGCUGGGGACUCACCAAGAUUGGAGGAUUUGGGACUGUUGCCAAUUUGGUGGGAGGAGUGGCACAGGGCACAUUGGCGUUUAUCAUGCCACCCGCCAUUGCCGUGGCUCUGGCGCGGCGCAAUGGAGAGCAAGGAGGAGAAGCCGCGCAUUGGGUAGUGGGUAUUUUUGGGGUCGUGGUCGUCUCCUCUGUCACCUACUUUACAGCGUUCCCAUGA